This is a messenger RNA of Orussus abietinus, 2470 nucleotides long. RefSeq names its product E3 ubiquitin-protein ligase RFWD3 (gene Rfwd3). The coding region runs from base 193 to 1989 and encodes 598 amino acids. Gene Ontology annotation, molecular function: ubiquitin protein ligase activity; protein binding. Lineage: Eukaryota; Metazoa; Arthropoda; Insecta; Hymenoptera; Orussidae. The transcript has 3 exons. Gene Ontology annotation, biological process: interstrand cross-link repair; protein ubiquitination. The record is from RefSeq and is a predicted model, not a curated record. Gene Ontology annotation, cellular component: nucleus.
UUGUGCAAAGUCUUCUAUGGAAAGAUUCAAGUGCUGCAUGUGGUACUUUAGCGAAUAUUUAUGAUUGUUGGUGGUUUAAAAAGAUUUGAAAUUGUUUAUCAGAUUUAAAUGUAAAACUUCUUAAACUAAUAAUUUCGACGUAUUUGGUUCCGUAUUUUAUCGGUGAGGUAUACGUUUUAAGUUUAAACAAAAAUGGAAAAUAUAGAGAACAAUGCGGAACAGUUGGUGGUUAUAAUUCAAGAAAGCGAUUCAGAACAUGAAAUUGAGAACCAAGAAGAAGAGGUGGAGGAAAUUAGGAACGAUGAACCAGAGGUUGCCAACAGUGAACAAUUAGUUAAUGCAAACAAUGAAGUAUUACUAUUGGGUGGGAACGAAGGACCAUUGCCUAAUGACGAUGGCGCAGAACCAAUAAUUAUUAGUGACGAGCCAAUCAUCAUCAAUGAUGGCGGACUGGAAACGACGAACCAUGAUGAACCAGUUGCUGGAUGCAGUGGAGAACCUGCUAUCAAGUGCAACGAUGAGAAUAAGGAAAAUUACUCAACAAGUGUCAAAAGACAGAGAGAUGAUGACGACACCGAUCCAUUGGAUGGUCGACAGUGUUCGAUCUGCCUGGACGUAUGGACGAACUAUGGAGAGCACAGGUUAUGUUCUCUGAGUUGUGGCCACGUAUUUGGUCAGCAUUGCAUCGAGCAGUGGCUGACAGGCCUCAAACAGAAAGAGCGACGAUGUCCACAAUGCAAUCAGCCAGCCUCGACAAGGGAAAUUCGCAUCAUCUACGCAGAAAAGUUGGUCGCCGUGGACACGGUGGAACUGGAUGUUCAGAAGCGGAACAUGAACUCAAUUAAGAGAGAAAACGAGUUCAUGAAGGCACAGCUGAAGCGAUUAGAGACACGCGAGAAGCUGUUGCUGGAUGAAAUAAACGUCUUCAACAGUCGAAUUGCCAAAAUGGAGGCACAAAGGUCAAGCUUGACAGCUGCAUUGGACCAUCAUUCCUCAAUGAAUAGAUUCCAGAUCUGCAGGGUUUUCAAGAUCUGCAAGGAGAAAUGUUCCAGGGUGAUGGACUAUGACUCCAGGUCCAUGUGCGUAGUGGCCUCGCAAAAAUCCUCUUCACUUCCGUUCUCCAAGAACGGGAUCAGGAAGGUGGACAUAAACACACUGCAGCUGAAGGAGUUCGUGCCGUUGCAUGAUCAUUCCAUCAGAGACAUCUGCUUUCAACCAAAGAGUUCGCUGCUACUCAGCGUAGGAUUUGACAAGUGCGCCAAGUUCCUUGACCUGCAGAGUAACACGCUGAUCCACACCUUCAAGGCGCAACAUCAACUUUGGAGCUGUGCCUGGAGCAAUGACGACCGGACCAUGUUUGCCGGAGCCCAGAACGGCUCCAUCCUGAUCUUCGACAUCAGGCAAACCUCUGGUCCCCUGCAGGUGCUGGAGAACCCUGGCGACGUGACUCCGGUCAUCUCCUUGACUUCUAUUCCACAGGCUUCCUGCAACGCAGUACUCCGUGGAGGGUUCUUGGCGUGUCAGCUGCACUCUUGUCAUGUCGAAGAAAGCAAUGGUGGCAACUAUAAUAGGCAUCGACUGAACUUGGAGGGCCCCUUCAUCUCUGGAAGGUAUGACCAGAAGACAAAUCAUGCCUUGAUCUCGACGCGUGCUGGAACCUUGCGAAAAGAAGGCAAACAUGUGGUUUGUAACAUCGACAAAGCUUCCGAUGGAUCCAAGAUGUGCAACGUUGUGUAUGAACUCAACGGUGGAUCUUCUCAGCAAGUGUUAUCUAGACCUUCUUUUAUAGAUCUUAAUGGACAGAUGUUUGUAGCUGCUCAUAGAUUCUCCACUGGGACAAUACCACUGUGGAAUAUUUCCACUGGGAAGGAAAUAUAUAAUAUUCCUAUGUCGGAGUCCAUCAUGGAUCUUUGCUCCUUUAGGAUAUCUAACGAACUGUUUCUGGCAGCGCUGUCUCCCUCAAAACUGAACUUGUACAAGUAUGCCUAGUUUUUUUAGUGUAUUGUGACGUGCUCGUGGACCCUGUGAUGUUUUUAGUGCUGCCAUGGUGAUCAUCGUGUGACAUUAUAAAUGGUUUCGUUUAAUUUUAUAAGGUGGUUUGAAAAGUCGGUCAGCUAGAAAAUUCGACCGAAUUACGACUGAGUUAAUUUAAAGAAAAGGACUGACUGCUUCAAAACAUAGCGAUGGCAACACUGUUUUGUACUGUGAUUUUUAGUUGUAUACUUUAUUCUGCUGUGCAGCAUAGAACCUUUUUUGCGUGUAAGAUACUCGCUUCGAUUCGAAGAAUGAAAUGCUUUUAUUUAAGGGAAGAAUUUUUAUAAGUUAAUCAUUACCUGAGAUGUACUCCACGACCGAAACAAACACUACACUUUUCAGAAUGUUCAAAUAUUAUGUUAUCCAGAGAUUUAUCGCAAUUUUUCUUGUAUAAGAUGCAUUUGAAAAAAAAAAAAAAAAUAAAACUUAAAGAGAU